AUGGCGAUCGCUGACCUCGACGAAGCCCAAUACGCCGAAUGCCGGGAGGUCUUCUGCUACUUCGACGCGAAGGGAGACGAAAAGAUUGCCAUAUCCCAGGUCGGUGAUGUGCUGCGUGCGCUCGGCCAAAAUCCUUCCGAGAACGAGAUCACCACUUGCUGCCACACGUGGAGCGACUCAAACUCGCGCAUCUCCUUUGAGGAAUUCAUCCCCAUGUACCAGACCGUUUACAAGAAGCGUCAAAAGAACAGCGUUGAGGACUUUGUCGAAGGUCUCUCGCAUUUCGACAAGGAGGGCAAUGGGAUGAUCAACGUCGCCGAGCUGCGCCAUUUGCUGACGACUCUCGGAGAGAAGCUCAGCGACGAGGAGGUCGACCAACUGUUGGCCGGACGUAGCGAUACCCACGGGAACAUCAACAUUUCCGACUUUGUCCGCCAAGUCAUGAAUUCU
This is a messenger RNA of Mesorhabditis spiculigera, 450 nucleotides long. NCBI's taxonomy places the organism in Eukaryota, Metazoa, Nematoda, Chromadorea, Rhabditida, Rhabditidae. The record is from the annotation of a GenBank genome assembly.